GCCCCGGAUUCCUGAAGAGCACAUGUGAGUCUCCACAAAGCAACUGUUUUGAACUUGUGAAUCCUGAGCAUGAUGUGGAAAUCCGGCCUCAGGUUACUGUCAACUACACCAAAGCUGCAGAAGGCCAGUUCAGCUCAGCACGCUUUGAGCGAUUUUCUAGCUGGAAAAGAUUACUGCAAGCUAUCACAAAACUCAUUGAAGUAACAAGAACAUUCUCCAAGUCACACAAAGCGGAUGCUGUUGAUGCAUGGUGGCAAGCAAAAACAGUCAUCAUUCGUUGUGUCCAGCAAGAGUCCUAUGGAGAAGAGUUAAACUGUUUGAGAGACAGGAUUCGACUCUCAAAGAAGAGUCCACUGGGAAAGUUAAAUCCUUUCAUCGACGAGGACGGACUCCUUCGGAUUUGAGGACACCUUGUCAACGCUGACUUACCAAGGGAUGAGAAACAUCCUGUCAUACUGCCAAAAACACAUCACAUCACAACUCUCAUAGUGAGGUACUACCAUGAGGAAGUUGUCCAUCAGGGUCGUCACUUUACUGAAGGAGCCAUCCGGUCAGCAGGAGUGUGGAUAGUGGGAGGAAAACGGCUGGUGUCUAGUGUCCUCUAUAAUUGUGUGACCUGCAAAAAACUGAGAGGGAGGUUGAUGGAGCAGAAAAUGGCACCACUACCAGCUGACAGACUCACCUGUGAACCUCCUUUUACCCAUGUCGGGCUGGAUGUUUUCGGGCCAUGGAGCAUUGUCACUCGCCGCACUCAUGGAGGCAGUGCAGAAAGUAAGCGAUGGGCAGUGUUAUUCACUUGCAUGAGCACGAGAGCGACACACAUUGAAGUGUUAGAAUCUAUGUCCACUUCAAGUUUCAUAAAUGCUUUAAGACGAUUCUUUGCUAUCCGUGGGCCAUCCAAACAGCUUCGCUCUGACAGAGGCACAAACUUUAUUGGAGCAUGCAGAGAGUUGAAAAUCAGCACCAGUGAUCCAGAGCUGACAAGUUACCUGGACAAACAAGGCUGCACAUGGACUUUCAACAGCCCCCAUUCAUCCCAUAUGGGAGGUUGUUGGGAAAGACUGAUAGGUGUAGCACGUCGUAUCCUGGAUGGGAUAUUGCUGCGGUCUGACACCAAACACCUCACACAUUAAGUGUUGACAACACUGAUGGCAGAGGUCGUGGCCAUUUUAAAUGCCAGGCCAUGGAUUCCAGUGUCAACUGACCCUGACAAUCCUACUAUAUUGACACCUGCAAUGAUUCUUACUCAAAAGAUGACUCCGGUGACAGCUCCUCCAGGUGACUUCGAUCACAAAGAUCUUCACAAAAAACAGUGGAAACAAGUGCAGUGUUUAGCGGAAAGCUUCUGGAAACGAUGGAGACAGGAAUAUCUGGUGACUCUUCAGAAACGUCACAAGUGGACUGAUGACAAGCCAAACAUUCAAGUGGAUGAUGUAGUUCUGAUGAAAGACAGUGAGGCUCAACGGAACAACUGGCCUAUUGGACUUGUGGUGAAGACAUUGCCGAGCAAAGACAACAAAUCUUACAGAAAAAGAAUGAAUGGAAGAACUGUGAAAUAAAACUGAG
Molecule: messenger RNA, 1566 nt
Organism: Larimichthys crocea (large yellow croaker)
Lineage: Eukaryota; Metazoa; Chordata; Actinopteri; Sciaenidae
Exons: 2
Biological process (GO): DNA integration
Molecular function (GO): nucleic acid binding
Source: RefSeq, a predicted model, not a curated record